AUGAUACAUCACUAGAAUAAUUAUGCUGACUAUUUAAUUGCAGAUUAAUGACAAUGAGUGCUUAUAAUAAUUAAUCUAAAGCAUUUCUUGCAGAUAAUAUACUUACUAGUGAUAUAAAUUAAUAGAUUAAUCAAUAAAUGCAUGAAACAUAAAAAUUCUAUUUAAUAAAUAUCUGGUAAAUUAAUAUACCUCAAUUAAGGUUUUAAUGAAAUCGGAGCCCAGAGAACCAAAUGUUUUACUUACUAUGACAUUACCUUCUAUCACUGUCUGAGAUAUUGACAUAAUAAUUCUGCUAUAUUAACUGGUUCUUAUUUUAUUGCUAUGGAGGGUUUGACUAAAGGAUUUAAUGUCUAUUUUAAAUGUUUCACAGAAAUGUAUUUCCAUAAAGUAACAAUUGCUGCCAUAUUCAUAUGCCAACUCACACUGAUUCCAGAAACUUUAAUGAGUAGUAAUGAAGCUGUCUUCCAUGUUGCAAUUGAUUCCUUGACCUCAAUCUCGGAAAACUGUUCUCACGAAGACACUGAAAUAAAAAAGACGUAUUCGCUAGCUAUUUCUGAUCUUACUUCAGUCUUCUACCAUCAAAAUGAGAAAAUCACUGAACUGGAAGUUAAUAACGUUCAUUUAAAAGAUCAAAUUGAAUAUUUGAAGGAAAAAUUGACCAAGAGAGGAGAUAACUUACAUUCCAGGAUUAAAAGAGAGGAAAGGGUACCAGAUUACAAAGAAUGGGCUGGAUUUCCUGGACCGAAUAGGAAACGCAGGAUUUCCUACGAUCAGGAUCGUGAUGGUAUGAAAGAUUCACCUUACUUUUUAAAUUUCGAUGAACACAAUAAUUAUAAAAAAAUGAUAAAUAAUCAGAAACGGAUUGACGUUAAUAGGAUACCCCAAGCCCCACAUGUGUUGCAAAGAUUGUACAGAAAUGACCUGAAAGACUAUUUGGAUCCAAGCAAUCAUGUUCAAAUGAAAGAGCCUCGCGUACAACAUAGAUCAGGCAAGGAAGGUUACAUUAACUCUAAAAUGAAGCCAUUGGCUGAAAUGCCACGAUCAACAUCAGACAGUGAGCCUGAUAAGACAAUGCGCAUAAACGUAAUUGAUGGAGAUGGAAAGUUACUGCCUGGUAUGGUAAUUCAUCCAAGUCUUCCCGGUGGCAUGUGUCAAAUCGUAACAAGUGAGGAAUUUGAAAAUAAAAAACAGUUACUGAAUCAAAGUAAGAAUCUCUCCAAGGAUAGAAAAAAAAAUCCAAAGGUUCCUUCCAUAGAAGAGAGUGAGGAAUUUCAAAAUAAAAAGAAAUCACAGAAUCAAAGUAAGAAAGUCUCCAAGAACAAAAAAAAAUCUCCAAAGGUCCCUUCCAAAGAAGAGAGUGAGGAAUUUAAAAAUAAAAAGAAAUCAACAAAUCAAAGUCAGAACGUCUCCGGGACCAAAAAAAAACCUCCGAAGGUUCCUUCCAAAGAAGAGAAUAUCUCCAAGAACAAAGAGGAACAUGCAAAGGUUUCUUCAAAAGAAGAGGAUAUCAACAAGGAAAAAGAUGAACUUUCAGAAGAAGAGCUACCAAACAGUGACGAGAUAUCCAUAAACUAUAUUGCUCCAACAGAUGAUGAAGAAGAAAAACGAGAAGAUCAUAUACAUGAAAAAUCAAAGCAAUCAAAGCAAUUGGAUGAAGGACAUGAAAAAUCAGAGCCAGAUGACUUGGAUCAUCUACAUGAAAAAUCAAAGCAAUCAAAGCAAUUGGAUCAAAAAUCAAAGCAAUCAAAGCAAUUGGAUCAUGGACGUGAAAAAUUGGUGUUAGAUCACUUGCCUUACGGGCCAUGGGAUUCAGCAGAAGAAUAUCAUAAUCAAAAAUAUAUUCAACAAGAACCAGUUAAAUGUGUUGUUGAUGAAACCUUAUCCUCACAUGAUGCCAAAGGUGUGGUAUCUGUAAGCAAUGAGGACCGAGUAAUCAAUUCUCAUGUAUCAUCCAGCAGCGAUUACAUAGUUGCUGAUAACAGCUUAGAAUCAAGUAAUAUAAAGUCUCUUCAGGAGGAUAAGAAGUUUUAUAUACACUAUAUAGGAGUAAAAGGCGACUCCCUGGAUAAAGGUGCAAAAACGUUUUGGGUUUAUCCUUCAAAUCAACAAGAGUAUGAUUCUGCAUUGAAUGAUUUGAAAGGAGAUGAAAAAAACAGGCGAGUUGUAUUCUUGGAUAACAGAGGCGAAGAAAUGAUGCUAGAUGAAUUGCUAUAUGAGCGGGAUUCACCACAAUUAGUUGGGCCGCAGGGAGAAAUACACAAUGAUAGAAAACAUUCACGCAUUCAUCAAAAAUCUUCUCAAAAUGAUAACGGAGGCGAAGAAAUGGUGCUAAAUGACUUGCUAUAUGAGCAGGAUUCACAACAAAUAGUUGGGUCGCAGGGAGAAAUACACAAUGAGAGAAAACCUUCACGCAUUCAUCAAAAACAUUUUCACAAUAUUGAAGAAGAUAAGAUAUCUGAUUCAUACGAAGAACUGGUUCCAGAUGGUGAAGUUGAUGAAAUGCAAUCAGAACAAAUUCGAGAUGAUGUAACCUCUGUGAUUUCAGAGAGAAAGGUCUUGGGAGGUGGAAUUUCUAAAAGACCAGAGGGACUGACUUUUGCCACCACUAUUACGUUUCCUCACCAAUAUCUCUUGUCUGAAGCAAAACCGAUAACAGACCAAAAUCAAAUAUCUGGAAUACAGAAAGGCAUGAAUGUUUAUGGCAACUACAUAGCACUCACUGUACAGAAACCAGAAUUACAGCCAGAUUGUGAAAGUAAUGAUAAAAAACAAUCAAAUAAUGAUAUUUCUUCAGGAAAUAGGAUAAUCAGAAUUACAGAACGUACUGGAUAUGGUGAUAAUGAACCUGAAGACUUGGAAAGCAGCUGUCCACAGUUGACUAACCUAAAUGAUUCAUCGUGCAACUGUACACCAUGCAAUGGAUUUGUUACUGAACUUAAUACUUCAUUAGUUCAUCCAGAAUGCAAAAAUUUUAAUGAAAACAGCAGUCUUCAUGAAGUUGUUAAGAUGGGCUGUUCUAAUUUAGUUGAUAAAAUUGUUAAAAAAACAAAUGUAAACCAAGUUAAUGAUGAAGGUCUAACACCUCUUCAAGUAGCUGCUGAACGAGGAUACACUGAUAUGAUGAAUACUCUUAUCAAAGAAGGUGCCGAUAUAAACGCUGUGGAUAAUAAAAAUAAUACCGCAUUGCAUUAUUGUGCUACGGGAGGCAGUACUAAUGCCUGCAGUUUAUUACUUUCUAAAGGAAUCAACGUAAAGGCUCAAAAUGUGAAUCAGGCAACAGCCCUUCAUAUUGCAGUCUGGAAAGGAAACUAUGAAUUAGUAAAUAGACUUUUGAUGUACAAAGACUCGUUUGAAAUUACUGAUAAUUUCGGCAGAUCCGCAUCAGAUUUGGCCCAUGAGAUGAAUAAUGAUGACAUUACUGAGCUGCUUGAGAAGAAUGGUAUCAAGAGUAAAAAUCCACGUACAGCUCAAAAUGCUUGUGGAAGGUACCCAACCAAUCCAAGUGAGCUCGCUACAUGUACUGAACCUUCGCAUUCUAGUACUGUGUCGGAUUCCAAAGUUUCCGUCACUACUGCAGCACCAACUGUAACGAUCACUACAAAAGGAACUAAAAAAACUAGAAGAUUAGCAACAACAACAUCGUCAACCACUUCAGAGGCACCAGACAAGGUGGAAGUGAGUGGUAGGCAAUUGACAAAUAAGGAAAAGGAAUUAUUUGAAGUUUCAAAAGGAAAUGACUGGUUCGGUGGCAAAGCGAGAAAACUGUGUGUUGAAGGAAUGGAUAUAAAUGUUAAAGAUAUUGAUAACAACAGUUCUACUGCACUUCAUUUUGCUGCAUCCAUCGGAGUAAAACUGACGACUCUCAUUCUUAUCCGUUGCGGAGCAGAUGUAAACUUGAGGGAUAUAGAUGGAAACACUCCACUUCAUCUAGCAGUAAUGAAUGGUAAAUAUUGGGUAGCUAAUAUUCUGUUACAUAACCGAGCUAAUCCUUUUGCAGUAAAUAAUAAUGGUGAUACACCACAAAAACUGGCACACAACAGAACCGAAUUCGCUAUGAGAGGUUUAUUUGAUGCAAGACUUCUGAAAUGGUAUAAUCCUGAAAGGAAAUUAAAAAAGGAAGAAGAAACAAUUCACAAAUGGGCGAAAGAAGGAUAUUAUUUAGGUAUUAGUUUGAAGUGUACAGAGGGAAACGACAUAAAUAUCAAGAAUGUUGACAACCAUCUUAGCACAGCAUUACAUUUAGCUGUUUCUGCAUCCAAGAACAAUCUAGAAACUGUCUUAACAUUAAUACGCUGUGGCUCAAACAUCCAUUCUCUGGACAGGAAUGAAAACACACCUCUUCACCUCGCUAUAAUAAACAAACAAGCUGACGUUGUCGUGACAUUACUUGAGAAUAGUGCAGACCCACUAGUUCCUAAUAAGGAUGGUAAGACUGCUUACCAGCUGGCCCAGGAAUCAGACGAUCCUUUGAUCAAGGAUACUUUUACAUCUCAGAGGUACUCCUGGUAUAUGAGGCAUUUUUUUGAUAAAUCUCAAACAAUUUCAGAUCCAUAAGAUAUAAUUUUAAUUUUUCUCAACAGCUGUUUCUGUAAUAAUUAAUAAUAAUAAAAAAUUGAUUUUUUAAAAAAUGUAUUCAAAGAAAUACAUCCUGG
Messenger RNA from Nezara viridula (southern green stink bug), 4652 nucleotides. NCBI's taxonomy places the organism in Eukaryota, Metazoa, Arthropoda, Insecta, Hemiptera, Pentatomidae. The record is from the annotation of a GenBank genome assembly.